UCUGCUCCAGAUCCAUUGCUGCCAGGUCUCCUGGAGAGGACACCACCAGAAGAGGUGGACAGAAUGAAUGAGGAGCAGCGUAGAGGGAGCCGACACCAUCAUAUCCUCACUCUCUAUCCGGCUCCCGAUGAGGAUGAAGCUGUGGAGAGAUCCACCAUUCCUGAGGUACCCAAGGAGCACUUUGGUCAGAGGAUCCUGGUCAAAUGCAUAUCACUCAAGUUUGAAAUAGAAAUUGAGCCAAUAUUUUGUGUGAUGGCCCUUUAUGAUGCCAAAGAAAAGAAAAAAAUAUCUGAAGCAUUCCAUUUCGACCUGAAUUCUGACACAGUGAAAAACAUGCUGCGGGCACAAGGUGGACACCCAGCACCCUCCACCCUGGCAAGAUCAGCCAUCUUCUCCAUCACAUACCCAUCUCCUGACAUAUAUCUCGUCAUCAAGCUGGAGAAGGUCCUACAGCAGGGAGACAUCGGGGAUAGCUGUGAGCCAUACAUGGUCUUAAAAGAAAGUGACGGCAUCAAGAACAAGGAAAAAGUGGACAAACUGAGGGCCCAAGCUGAUCAGUUUUGCUCCCGGCUGGGCCGGUAUCGCAUGCCCUUUGCUUGGACUGCCAUUCACCUAAUGAAUAUUGUGAACAGCAUGGGGACAGCUGAUCGGGACUCGGACUCUGAGGGUGAACGAAAGGGCACAUGGAACGAGAGGAAGAGGAAAGCCUUCGAGCGGCUCAGUGUCGGGGACGAAGUUUGC
Staurois parvus is the source of this 741-nucleotide messenger RNA. The record is from the annotation of a GenBank genome assembly. NCBI's taxonomy places the organism in Eukaryota, Metazoa, Chordata, Amphibia, Anura, Ranidae.